This is a messenger RNA of Solenopsis invicta (red fire ant), 1067 nucleotides long. RefSeq lists its product as uncharacterized. Bases 360 to 710 code for a protein of 116 amino acids. NCBI's taxonomy places the organism in Eukaryota, Metazoa, Arthropoda, Insecta, Hymenoptera, Formicidae. The transcript has 4 exons. The record is from RefSeq and is a predicted model, not a curated record.
UGGAUGAAAUUUAAAGUACCGUCUAAAACGAAUAAAUCUGCAAUAUCAGAAUGUAUGAACAUUACUAUGAAAAAUCGAAGAAAAUGGAUUUUAGAAAAUCUUCCUACAACAGACGAAAUAUUUGAUCAAUUUCCUCGAUUAGUUGAUUAUUUUGGUCAAAUGAUUGAUGAGGAGUUUGACAGAUUGUACAGCGGAGCUUCUGAUAAAUUUUUAACAAAAUUUUCUACAUAUUAUGUUCCUAGAAUUCUUACAUACUGCAACACAGUGAGACAAGAUUUAUAUAGAGUUUCAAAUUUUAUUGAAGAAGAUAUAGUUCAAUUCUCUUACUUCAGUUUUUUUUAAUAUUUUACAUUAUUUACAUGUAUAUUAAAAUACUAAUCGCAAUUAUUUUAUUUUAUUUUAUAGAAAAUCUUCGUGCCAUAUUACUUUUAGCGCAUUUACUCCCUGUGUCAAAUUCAUUGAGGAAGGGAAAAGGAAAAAAGAAGGGUGUAACUUCAAAGAAAAGUUCUAAUAAAGAAAAUAUGAGGAAAGAGGAUUACGACGAUGUAUAUUCUACUACAUUACCUAAUUCUUCUUUAAUACAAAUUUGGCUCGAAGGAUGUAGCAUGGAGAACAAAAUAAAGGAAAUGAAAAAGGUGGCACAAGGUCCAAUUCAACCUUAUAUUAUAUUAAUCAAUGGAAAAAGCAGGGCUGGAUUUAUAGCGGCUUAAUGGGCUAUAGUCCAGGGCGGCAAAAUAUAGGGGCGGCAAAAUAUGGAGACACGACGCGCCGCAGCAUGUCAUGCCGCGGCGCAUCGUGCCACAGGGCCGCGUUUCAGAGGCGGCAUACGGCUGAGGUUCAAUCGUACGCCGCGGUGUGUCGUGCCCAUCGAAACCCUAUCUCGCAAGAGAAGUUAGACCUCGAUUAUUACAUAUAUGAGAUCGAGCCCGUCGGCCGGCAAUCGGCAACGAUACUUACGAUACGUGAGAAUUAGCGUGCGACAAUAUUAUAUCCAUUUGUGUUUCAUAUUUUAGUUUUUAUCUUUUGUAUUUUAAAAUCAAAUAAAUUUCUUGAUUAGUAUAUAUAAA